Messenger RNA from Dromaius novaehollandiae (emu), 4006 nucleotides. RefSeq names its product PPARGC1 and ESRR induced regulator, muscle 1 (gene PERM1). Lineage: Eukaryota; Metazoa; Chordata; Aves; Casuariiformes; Dromaiidae. The transcript has 4 exons. Gene Ontology annotation, biological process: response to muscle activity; regulation of DNA-templated transcription. Bases 102 to 2342 code for a protein of 746 amino acids. Gene Ontology annotation, cellular component: nucleus; cytoplasm. The record is from RefSeq and is a predicted model, not a curated record.
UCUCUGUCCCCGUGAAGGGUACAGCAUCAUGUUGUGCUGGGAGGAUUUUGCUGCGUGGCUCUUUGAAUGGCUCCAUCACCAGCUUAGAUUCUGGUACAGCCAUGGAUAACUUCGAGUACAGCAUCCAGCUGAGCGACAGGGACUGGGCUGAGUUCUACUUGGCUUCGGAGGAAUGCAGCUUGAUGCCGGCCGCCCUGGCCACGGCCGAGGAGCAGUGCCUCAGUGACAUUGAACAAGGGGACGGCGUGCCUGGAAGGGACUGCCGAGCCAGCGCAAACAGGCAGACGGCAGCGAGGGCGGGCAGCGGGCCAGGGCCUGGCAUGGGAAGCUCUCCCCCACGUGGGGUCCCCCGAGACGCCUCCCCGCGCCGGCCCGCUGGCGGGCAGCUCGCCCUGCCGGAGGUGCUCUCGGGCAGUGAGGACGAGAUGGACCUGGGCUCGGCCAGCAGGUUUCGGCGUGGGCGCGACGAGCCCGGCCACCCGCGGGCUGCGCUGCCGAUGCCCAGCAGGCAGGGGCGGCAGCUGCCCUGUGCCCCCACGGCUGCCCUUGCCGGCCCGGCUGGUGGUGCGGCGGAGAGCAGCCCGGGGCAGGAGGCAGCGUGUGAAACGGCGGUGCUGCGGUCUGCCUCGGAGGAAGGAGCAGCGAGCAGCAGCCGGGCCAUGGAGCCUCACACCCUUGCAGGAGGCAGUGCCCCAGCCCAGGAGGGGGGCACAGGAGGGGAGCAGCCCUCAAGCAGCCUGGCAGCAGCACGGCAUGGCCCACCAGGGCACAGCAGCUCUCCGGCAUUGUCAGCCCCCCUGGAUGGUUCAGCAAGGAAGAGACCUAGCAGCGCUCCCUGCUCAGAGCCCGGGCUGUGGGGACCCCCGAGCGAGCUCACCCCGAGCCCUGCCCUGGAGACUUCACCACAGACUGCUCCCAGGGUGCCAGGCUCCCCUGGGCGGGAGGACCUGAGAGGGGAGAAAGCCUGGACUGAGCCAAGCUCUGCUGGUGGCUCCCCGGAGGUUGUGAGGCCCAAGACGCCGGCACAGCCGAGAAAGAGCCGUAAGCAACGUGGAGCAAGCGCUGCAGAGGUCACCCAUGAAGACAGGGAGCCUGCAGGGGCUGUGGCUCAGGGGGGUCUGGUACCCACUAAGGUACCUCUGUCUUCGCCACUGUUGUCACGGAAGAGCAGAGGGAAGGAAAAGGCAGCCAAGCCAGGGAGUGAGGAGGCAGAGCAGAGUAAAAGACCAGCAUCUGGCCCUGGAGCAGACAAGGGAGCUCUUGCUGUGAGCACUGCCCCAGACCAGCAGGCAAAGGAGACAGGGCUGCAGCUCCUGGGGAAGGGGAAGGUGACGAAGCGCUCAAAGCCCGGGCUGGCUGGGGACUCAGGCGUACGUGACACUGUGCCACCGAUUCUUGCCAGAGGAGCUGCUGCUCUGCAGGGAGAUGCAUGCCAGGACGACACUGGGAAGCCACUUGAUCCUGAGAGUGUGGCAGUAUUUGGAGGGGAUGCUGCUGCACAAGCUCAUGGGGAGCCAGCAGCCAAGACCCCUGGGGCGCUGGGCCCCCCUUGCUUUGCAGUGGAGGGCUCUGCAAGGGAAAACACCCUUGACGUGACUUGGCCCGAGAUGUAUGACUAUUUGUUCUGUGACUCCCAAGGGGAAGAAGAAGGAGUGGGGAACCCAGUGGAGGGGGAGACAAUACCCUUGGAAAGGGAAAUAUCUUUGCCUGAACUGUAUGAAUAUUUUUUCAAUGAGCCUGAAGGAAACAGGAAAAAAGUCAAGGGUAAAGACAGGAAGCGAAAGAAGUUCAGCAGCUUGGACCGAGCUCGGCUGCAAAAUGAGGACCCUGGCUCAACUCCAGUCAAAGAGUCCUUGGUUAUCUCCGUCCCUGAGGUGUAUGAACACUUCUUUGUUGAUGGGCCUCGGAACAGGGGGGGCUGGAGAGGGAUUUUCCUAACCACUCCAGCCUCUGAGGUGAAGAAAGCUGUAGGGGCUUUGAAGUUGCUCCUGCAAAGGCCAAUGCAUCUCAUCAGAGGCCAGGUCCCAGCUCCCCAUACUCUCGUGCGGAGAGGAUCCGGAGAGAAGCUCCCCCUCGUCCCAUUGUCCCCGCUGGGAAGAGGCCAGGCACGGCCGGAAGGUCUAGACAUGGCCGUUGCACUGACAGGGAGGCCCGAGGCUCCGCUGGCUCUGACCCACAAGGACAUGUGCCUCGUCUUCUGUGCCUUUGCCUCCUGGGCAGUAAAGACCUCCGAUCUGCAGGCUCCGGAUGCAUGGAAGACUAUGUUCCUGGCAACUUUUGGCACGCUUUCUGCCAUCCGCUACUUCAGAAGGCAGGUCAGAGAAGGACACCACCAGACCUAGUCACACUCCACGAGCGAGAUGCUUCCCGAGGACAGGCGAGGAAGGUGGAGAAAGAGGCUCCUGGGCCUUGUUCUUGGACAGUGUGAGAAGCCUGGAUCCUAACACCAAGUCUUCUCUGGACCCCUUUCUAAAAGGGACAGGAUGUUACAGGAAGCAGGAUCCUUCCAGUGACAUUAAUUUACAAUAUGGUAGGCAGUUUAUACUUGGACAGAACGGGAGCCCACAUGGGCUGGUUCUGUUCUUUCUCUGUGAACUUCUCAAAUACUUGUGCUAUCUCCUAGGCGCUGCUUGUCCAUCCCCCUUGCUGGAAGUCAGCUUGUAACAAAGGAACAUUUAGAUAGUGGAAGAGGGGAGAGCAAAAGAAACCAGGGAGAGUGCUUUGUACUCUGUGAAUGAGUCGGGGGUAUCUGUGAAGACAGAGAAGAGAAAGCUUUGGGGAAGAGUUGUCUCUGAAGAUGGUGCUAGACUAAGCAUGUGCACCCUGCUAGCUGGGCUGAGAAAGGGGAAGGCAUCCAAAGGGAAAUGGAGGGCAGCUUGCUUGGCAGAGUCCAGGCCUCCCAUGACUGGUUUGGCUCAUUGUGGGAGGACUCACUCGCUUGGAUUUCAUUCCAAGAGUCACAGUUCAGUCUAGCGGUUGAGGAGGCUGAGAUAAGGUUUCUGUUGCUUGUGGCUGCCUUGGUGCUGCUGAGGCGGAGCCGCAGAUGUGGUGUCUCUUCCUGGGGGUGAUCAGCACCCAUCGCAAUGACACAUUUCACUCCUGUAGGCAGAACAGGGGCAGGCGUCACACAGCCAUCGCCAGGGGAAGGAGCAGUCAGAAAGAGCCCUGGAAAAGGGCUGCCCUGUGCAGAAAGGGGCUGCCCGGGCAGCAGGGAGAGGGGCUGAGCUCAGGGAAGUUCUCGGGAAAGAGCUCUGACAAGGACAGGAGCAUGUUGGAAAAGAGGAAACGGGAAGCAUACGUGUUUGGCUCUGACACUCAGCAGAUGAAGACUCUAGGUAUACCACCUGGUCCCUCUGCUGCCUCACAUACUAGGGACAAAAAAUUGGCUGGGAGAAGAGGUAGGGUAAGGAGGUGCUUUGCCUGAGUGCGUAACCCUAAGGGGGAAGGCACUGGCUGGCAGGGAGGGAGGGAGGGAGACCUAGUGUGGAGAGUGUGGUGAAAAAUGAAAAGGACAUGGUUCAGUUUCCUCCCUGUCUCUAGUGCCUCCCUGGCCACUCAAGGGCAUUAUGGAGGGCUUUUCUUCACUCCCAAGUCUGAUAACAGCACAAAUGUGAGAUCUGAUAAGCACUUAGGGACCAGAUCCAUAAAGGUACUGGGGGAGAUCUAACCAAAACACCUGUGUGGAUCUGCCUAUGAGCUUUAUAGGAACAGUCUGCAGCAAUGAGGGUUCGUUGUAUGAAACGAGAGGAGAGGUUUAGCUCUUUCCUUGUAAUGCAGAGUGUAAUGCAAUUUUAACGUGUGUGGGGUUCUAUUUAAGACCAUGUAUUAUUGCAGAUAAGGGAGCACACCGUAUGAUUGUACAGUGAUAUACCCAGCAGUAAAUAGUAAGAGAGAGGGAUGUACAGACUCUGUAUGGACUAUAGUAGCUGUAUAUCCAGUAUGAGGGUUUUAUGGGAUAGAGAACAGAUGAAAUAUAUUGGAAGCUUCUAAUAAACAUUCUAUAUCU